This is a messenger RNA of Aspergillus neoniger CBS 115656, 783 nucleotides long. RefSeq lists its product as uncharacterized. The coding region runs from base 79 to 570 and encodes 163 amino acids. NCBI's taxonomy places the organism in Eukaryota, Fungi, Ascomycota, Eurotiomycetes, Eurotiales, Aspergillaceae. The transcript has a single exon. The record is from RefSeq and is a predicted model, not a curated record.
GUCAUUCUGGUCUUGGUACCUUUGCUCUUCUCACUGCUCUUUGGCUCUCGUUCUUUUCCCUUUCUUUGCAUACCUACCAUGUCAGGAAUAAACGACGCCACCUUUUUCCUAACCGGUUUACAGUUCCUCGUUGAGAUUGGCCUCUUCCGGGGAGGAAAGGAGAAUUUCAACAAGGUCAAGGAUCUUGUUGAGGAUAAAGACACGACGGAGGAUUCCGUCGGUGAUUGGAUUUACUGUCUGGAUAGGCUGGAGAGGGACUGGGGUGUUCGUGGCCUCGCAACGGCGAAGAAGUUGAAGGAGUGUGCUCAGGAGUUGGUUCGUAAGAUGCAACAGAUCAGGGAAAAAUAUGGGAAAUGUCGGGGCAGUAAUUGGUUGGUCCUUAGAUUGAAUCCAAGGGUGUAUUCGGAUGGUAGCGAGUUGAAAGAGUUGGAGAGGAGGUUUGAGGUUCUUGUGGAUAAGUUCAAUGGGGUGUUUUAUUUGUGGUUGUUGUUGUGCGUUGGGAUUUUCAUUCUCAGUUGUCUUGGUGGUGGUAAUGGUGGUUUGGUAUUUUCGGGGAGAAGGAUAUGCUGAGAUGGGACAGGAUGGGAUGGGAUAGGAUGGGAUAGGUGGAUGAUGGAUGUGGAAUACGUGAGGUGGACGGCGUGAAUUUGGAUGGGAGGAACUAUUACUCACUGCUGAUAUUUUGGGAAUGAGGAGCCAUAGAUAGCAGUUCAAAUCCUUUUACUUGGUAUUUAUUGGUGACUUGACGGGAGGAAGAAAUUGGGUCAGAUAUCUUGUUGUUCU